AUGGCCCGCCAAGAUCGCGCCCCAACAGCCCCAUACAGCGAGCCCUUGCUCCCCCAACUCGACGUCAAGAACCCAUACUACACCGACCUCCACCACAGUCUCCGCGCCUAUGUUCGCGACUACGUAGAAUCAUCAAUUGCGCCGUACGCCCAUGAAUGGGAAGCCGCCGGCCAAGUCCCCGAACACGUCCGCCGGCGCCACUGCGAACUGGGGUUCGGAAUCGUUCAUCCCCUAACCACGAUCGAAGAUGCCGCCGGACUAUCCCUCCCGAACAAUGUGCCGCGCGAGAAAUGGGAUACGUGGUGCUCGCUCAUUGUCGGCGAUGAGCUCAUCCGAACCGGAUACGUAGGUGUGAUCUGGGGACUGGGCGGUGGGAAUGGCAUCGGGUGUCCGCCAAUUGCACGGUUUGGAACAAAGGAGCAGAGGCAGAGGUGGCUUCCCGGGGUGGCGAAGGGGGAUAUUCGAUUUUGUUUGGGGAUUACGGAGCCUGAUGCUGGAUCGGAUGUCGCGAAUAUUUCGACGACGGCAAAGCGCGAAGGCGAUUUCUAUGUUGUUAAUGGCGCGAAGAAAUGGAUCACCAAUGGUAUCUGGGCUGACUAUUGUACUGCUGCGGUGAGGACAGGGGGGCCUGGAAGGGGCGGUAUUAGCUUGCUGGUGAUUCCUCUGGCGGCGCCUGGGGUGACGCGGAGAAGGAUGUAUAACUCCGGUGUUCAUGCAAGUGGAUCUACUUUCAUCGAGCUGGAUGACGUCCGGGUCCCGGUAGACCACCUCAUCGGAGAGGAAAACAAGGGCUUUCCGCUCAUUAUGUCAAGUAACUCCAUCCAUUACUAUAUCGAGUUAUAUCUGUUCAAGGCUAAUACCGUGUUAGAUUUUAACCCCGAGCGUCUCAGCCUCGCCUGUGCAUCGUUGCGUUUAGCUCGCGUGUGCGCCGAAGAUGCCUUCCAUUACGCCACACAGCGCGAGACAUUCGGCGCCCCGUUGAUACAAAGACAAGCCAUACAGUCGAAGAUCUUCAAGUUCGGGCUAAUGAUCGAACCCGCAUACGCGUUCAUGGAACAGCUUGUGAAUAUCAUUGAGCAGACCAAGGACAGACCCACCGACGAUGUGCGAAUUGGAGGCAUGACUGCGUUGCUCAAAGUGAUGUCUACCAGAGCCCUGGAGAAAAGCGUCAGAGAGGCCCAGCAAAUACUCGGUGGUGCUGGGUAUAAUAAGGCUGGAAAGGGGGCACGUAUUGAGCAGAUUAGUCGUGAUGCCCGGGUUCAUGUUGUUGGGGGCGGAAGUGAGGAGAUCAUGAUGGGUCUUGCGCUGCAGGAGGAGACGAAAGCGCUUCGAACGAGGCGUCAGGCUUUGGAGAAGAAGGCGAGGCUUUAG
Molecule: messenger RNA, 1371 nt
Organism: Aspergillus pseudonomiae
Lineage: Eukaryota; Fungi; Ascomycota; Eurotiomycetes; Eurotiales; Aspergillaceae
Product: acyl-CoA dehydrogenase family protein
Exons: 3
Coding region: 1-1371 (456 amino acids)
Molecular function (GO): oxidoreductase activity, acting on the CH-CH group of donors; flavin adenine dinucleotide binding
Source: RefSeq, a predicted model, not a curated record